Molecule: messenger RNA, 750 nt
Organism: Echinostoma caproni
Lineage: Eukaryota; Metazoa; Platyhelminthes; Trematoda; Plagiorchiida; Echinostomatidae
Source: the annotation of a GenBank genome assembly
AUGAUCACCGUGGUGGUCAUCGUCGUGGUGAGGGGUGAGGUUGUGAAUGUCCGUUCGUGUUUUGUGAAUAGACUGCAAUUCUUGGAACAAAUUCGUACUUCUGCACGGUCGCAUUUGAGCACAAAACUGUUCGAUGGGCGCCAAAAAACACAUUUGACCGCCCACCACAAAUCAGGCGAGGGUGGUCACUUGCACCCGCGCCGUGUGCCCCGAUCCGUCAUUCACCGUAUGAGUCAAGAGUCUGGCAAAUCUUGGUUUCCUUGUCGGUCGACACGGAAGAGUACAGAUGCGAAAUCCCGAGAACGAGGGACAAGUACAACGGAUAUCACUGCUGCCACCGUCCAAGUGGAUGUUGAUACAAAUACACCGACCACGAGUCCCAACCCCAGUCCGGCUGCCCCAAUCGCCACCGCCGCCGCCGCCACCAUCACAACGGGUUCCACGAUCCCGGAUUCCAUGACAGGACAAUUAAAAGCCGAAACGAUUGGCACCAAAUGGACGGAACAUGUGUACUCGUGGUCAGCUGAGUCCGAAUGGCCGGAAUGUCGGAUUCCCCAACCCGUGUUUGCACUAUUUGUCUAUUUGGCGCAACGAGGUGUUCACGUGAACGAUCUGUUUCGACGUCCGGGGAAUAUCACUCAGAUGAAGCACAACCCAUCUUUGCGAGCUCAAUGCAGGCAACGCACCUUGCGCAUCUCAGCAAUAACCUACAAGGUUAUGCCUCGGUUGGAAACAUUCCAACCCGAUUAA